Molecule: messenger RNA, 1303 nt
Organism: Chrysemys picta bellii (western painted turtle)
Lineage: Eukaryota; Metazoa; Chordata; Testudines; Emydidae
Source: RefSeq, a predicted model, not a curated record
AUGACGGGGGAGGCUGAAGAAGAGAUUUGGGCCCAGCUGAUUUCAUUAAUUGUCAGCGUGGGCCGGAGCCGGCAGCGGGGGGUGGUCGGUAGUGGGGGGCCAGAGGGCCCCUUGGGGGGCGCAGUGAAGGAGGAAGGGGGGCAGAUCAGUGACUCUCUGUGUCUCCGUCCCAGGCUGGACCAGGGCUGGAUCUUGAGGCAGCUGAAGCUGGUGCAGAGCUGCCCCUGGGCGCAUAAUGCCAGCGCCCUGGGCCAGUACAGGGAACAGCUGGGAGGCUGCUGUAACGCUUCAGCCGACCUGGUGCUGACCCAGAACAACACCCAGCUGGGCUCCCAGAUCGUCUAUGACGCACAGCGGGACAAGAAGCAUCCAGUGAAGGAGGAGCUGCUGGAGAUGCUGCCGCAGGUCUCCCCAUUUCAGGGUGCCCCCUACGAGUGCUGUGCCGUGGUGGGGAAUGGGGGGAUCCUUCAUAACAGUGGCUGUGGCCCCGAGAUCGACCGCGCCCAGUUCGUCAUCAGGUUCAACCUGCCCCCCAUGGACAAUGCUGACGACGUGGGCACCAAAUCGAGCGUCGUCACCAUGAACCCCAGCAUCCUGCACGCCCGGUUCAGGGGUCUGAGCCGCUGGCGCCGACCUUUCGCGGAGGUGGUGGGUGCCUAUGGGGCCCCGCUGCUCCUCAUCCCGGCCUUCAGCUACGUCGGCCAGAGCACAGUCUCGUUCCAGGCACUCUACACCCUGGAGGACUUCGGCUCCCCAGCCCGCGCCGUCUUCAUGAACCCCGAGUACCUGGCACGGCUGGACGGGCACUGGCGUCCCCGUGGCCUGCGCGCCAAACGCCUCUCCUCGGGCUUCAUGCUGGUGAGCGCUGCCCUGGAGCUGUGCCAGCACCUCACCCUCUACGGCUUCUGGCCCUUCCCCACCGACCCCGAGGGGCGGCCCCUUCUCCACCACUACUAUGACAACCAGCCCCCCAAGCCAGGUGCUCACGCCAUGCCCGACGAGUUCACCCGCUACCUGGGCAUGCACAUGCAGGGCGCGCUGCGGCUGCAUCUGGGGCGCUGCCGGUAAGGAGCUUAGCAGCGAACGCUGGAUGGAAUGAGGUGGCCCGGCGCCACCAUUGCAGGCAGGGCUUGAAGGAAGAAAUGAAGGCUGGCCUGGCCCGGGUAGAGCCACUCUCCGCCCUAGACGCCCUGGUCCAGCCAGGCCUCAGCAUCGACGAUCGCCUGGCCCACCGCCAACCAGAAAGGCAGGCCAGUGUUUGACCCGCACCGAAGUCAACCCGGCCGUAGAGAUGCAGAAAAGA